GGACAUGUGGCGGCCAUCCUUCAAACGGGAUAUGAAGAUGCACAUGAAUUGACUACGACGUCGUUUUAAAUCGUUCUCAAGCUUCUCUCUUUUCUUAUCCCCGUGCCACACCAUGCCGAGGACUUCUAUUAACGGAAAAGUGAAUCUAGCGGUGGAUUUGGGAGACCCAUUUCUCAAUCACGUUGUUGAUGGUUUCUUCAAGAUUGGGAGUGUAGCAGUUGGGAAAGUGGCGGUAGAGGAAACAUACCAUGUCGUUGCUCGAGGAAGCGUCUCAAAAAAAAACUUUGAACACUCGCUGAAGAAAAUGUGCAAAGAAGGUGCAUACUGGGGCACGGUUGCUGGACUUUAUGUUGGAAUGGAGUAUGGGGUGGAGAGGAUCCGUGGAACCAGAGACUGGAAAAAUGCGAUGGUUGGCGGUGCGUUGACCGGUGCUCUUGUAUCAGCAGUGGGCAACAACAACAGGGACAAGAUUGUGUUGGAUGCUAUAACUGGAGGUGCUGUUGCCACUGCUGCAGAGUUCAUCAGCUAUCUCACAUAAAGCAUUUCUACAAAUUCUGUUUCCCCUUUACUUAUUUCCUUGUGAGGUAAUAAUAAAUUCUCGCAUCUGUUAUUUGACUCUCUUUAAUAAUAAGUGAUGGCAUGAAAACCCUGUAUUGGUCGCAUGGCGAUCUUUUCCUUAGUUUUCGUACAUAUUGGCUCAA
Salvia hispanica is the source of this 701-nucleotide messenger RNA. RefSeq names its product outer plastid envelope protein 16-1 (gene OEP16-1). Gene Ontology annotation, biological process: protein import into chloroplast stroma. Gene Ontology annotation, cellular component: chloroplast outer membrane. Gene Ontology annotation, molecular function: amino acid transmembrane transporter activity. The record is from RefSeq and is a predicted model, not a curated record. NCBI's taxonomy places the organism in Eukaryota, Viridiplantae, Streptophyta, Magnoliopsida, Lamiales, Lamiaceae.